Molecule: messenger RNA, 1110 nt
Organism: Adineta ricciae
Lineage: Eukaryota; Metazoa; Rotifera; Eurotatoria; Adinetida; Adinetidae
Source: the annotation of a GenBank genome assembly
AUGCUCAAUAGGUCAUCUCUGAUUAUUCGGUGUUUAAGUAUCUAUGCUUUAAUAUUAGUUAUUGUCGGUACGUUGGGUAAUCUAUUAACAAUCAUCAUUCUCUGUCGACGAAAUCUUCGCCGCUAUGUGACGAUGCGGUAUUUAGUAGUAGUUAGUGUAUGUGAUAUCAUUUCGUUAUAUGGAUGGAAUCUGAACAAUUUCUAUAAGUUUACCGUAAGUCAAAAUCGAGACAAUCUCGAAGAAUUAUCGUUGAUUCAUUGCCGAGUGAUGUCGUAUUUAACAUUCGUUGGUUUACAAUUAUCGAGUUGGUGUUUAGCAGCUGUUAGUCUCGAUCGAUGUUUAAGUUUGUAUUUUCUCACUUGGAAACAAAAUUACGGGCGAUUAAGUCGAGCGAAAUAUCACAUCGCAUUUCUCGCAUGCACCUGUCUACUUCUCAAUUCGCACAUACUUUUUCUCAACGGAUAUCGAAUUCAUUCGAACAAUGGAACAACAACGAAAUGCUACGCGACACGAACAAAUCCGAACUACAUUUAUCCGCAAUGGGAACGAAUUCAUCUUGUUGUUUACAACUUAUGUCCAUUUUCUAUCAUGUGUUUAUGCAAUGCCUAUACUAUUUAUGCAACGAUUCGUUCAGCUCGUAUUCGCAUGCCUACGACAGAACAAUUGUCUCGUCAUCGACAAUUGUCAGUGAUGUUAAUGAUAGUCACAUUUGUUUUUGUUCUUCUGACCUUACCGUCGUGUAUUUAUUACGUGUUUUUUCGCCAUCGUAUGUUGACAAAGCGUCACUCGCGUCUCUAUCGACAUAUGGUACAGAUUUCGUUGGGCAGUGUGCAGUUUACAGCACAUGCAAUCAAUUUCUUUCUUUACUGCUUUUCGACGCGGAAUUUUCGUAAUGAAUUACGUGAUUUUCUCCGUGAAAUCUGUUUCUAUAUCAUAAAAUCGAAACGAACAACAACAGCAACAACAAAGGAUUUAUCGACAACAGAAUUGAAAAAACAGUACCUGAUGAAAAGUCGUCACAACAAUCAAGAAUCAACAUUAGAAGAUCAACAGACCGGACAACAAUAUGCAUUGAAAGAUAUGCAGACAGUACUAAUCAAUGAGCAGUAG